This is a messenger RNA of Rhineura floridana, 10772 nucleotides long. It is a transcript of the gene CRYBG3, whose product is annotated as crystallin beta-gamma domain containing 3. The coding region runs from base 237 to 7913 and encodes 2558 amino acids. The record is from RefSeq and is a predicted model, not a curated record. Gene Ontology annotation, molecular function: structural constituent of eye lens. Gene Ontology annotation, biological process: lens development in camera-type eye; visual perception. The transcript has 22 exons. NCBI's taxonomy places the organism in Eukaryota, Metazoa, Chordata, Lepidosauria, Squamata, Rhineuridae.
GAGCCGCGCAGCCCUUCCUGCCUCCACAGGGGGCAGAAAUCAGUGGCUGGCUGCUGCUUGGGAUACUUCCCUUUCCCCUGUCCUGCCGCUGUAGUACUGCACUAGAAACUUAGGAAGAAGGGGUUUUACCACAGCGAGCGCGGGAAGGGACCAUCGACGGAGAGUCGCCUCACGGAACCGUCUGCCUCCUCAGUCCAAACCAAGAGGCAGCCUUCCGUCUUCUGUGCGUGUUGGAGAUGUCCGGCGGGAGUAGACAGAGGAAAACCGGCUCCUCCUGGCACAGUAGCUUCUCCCGACUUUUCACUAGGAGCCCUUCCAAGGAGCAGGAGGAAGAGGGCAAAGCAGCUUCUCAGCGGCAGAGCGCACGCAGCUUUGAAACCAAGCAAAAUGAAUGUACCAGCACAGAAUAUCAAAGAAAGGAAAGCACCCCUCUCCCAGAGCUGCUAAAGAUUUCAGUCUGUGAAAAUAAGAACCUCUCAACAGAAGAGCUGAACAUAUCGACCACUCAGGAGGAAUUAAAGAAAGCUAAUAGCCUUCCUAGUUUAGUUCAUGAAGGCAAAACUGCCAAUAAUGACAGACAGACCAAAGAAGGAUUUUUUCAGUAUCUUGGGAGUUUAUUUGGUAUUGCUUCAAAAUCAUCCAACAGAGAAACUGAGCAUUCCAACUCUGGAGAUGGAUACAACAGAACUGGAAAACACUUUGCAACUCCAGUUAGCCAUGAGGAAGUUGGACGUGCUGACCAUCCGAAGCCAGAAAUAUUUGUUAUUUCAACUCCUGGAAGUGAACAGACAGCAUCAAACAAAAAUGAAGAUACUAACUUUGUUAAAAGCACUAGUUCUGGCUCACAGAAUUUGCAGAAAGCACAGGAGCAAACUGCUGAAGCAUCCAAAAAAGCAGAAUGUGAGCUGGAGGCACCUGCAGUUACUUAUGCAACGUAUCGAGGCUCUGCAAGGAUUAAGCAAUUGCUUAAAAAGCAAGCGGAACUGGAGCAAGAAAAACAAACCUCAACCAGUACUAAUAAUUCUGCAGUCAAAAACAAAGAAAAUUGUACUGUAACACUUCCAAACUCAGAAACUACUGCAACAAAAACAGGAUUCUCAUUAAAAAAUAGUUCAGAAUCUGAGACUAAAGAUUACAAAAGGGAUUCACAAGUAAACAUAUUUUUGGCAGAAGUGGAUUCUGAGGGAAAUGCUCAGGAUGUCCAGGGUAGUAGUGAGCACAAGGAACUGAACAACAAGAUUACCUUGUUGACAGAAAUGGAAACCAUCAAACCUUGUAUUGAAGAACUAGUUUCUAUGAAAUGUGCAUUUGUUUCCAACACACCAGAACUUAAUAGGAAUCUUCUGUUGGAGCCAACACUGUUGCAAAAGGAUGCCAGCUCCAGUUGCCAGAAUAUAGAUCCUGUUAGUAUGAGUUCAGAAAAUAGCAGAUUGGUUGAAAAGGGAGAGGAGGUGUUAGGGGAAAUACAAAUGCACAUUCAGUCAAACAAUGCUACCACUGUUGGUUUUCACAAAGGAAUGCAUUUUUGUGCUUUUUCUAACACAGGAACAAAAGAUACAAUGCAAAAUGAAUUUUUAUCUCAUCCUAAAGUAGACUUAACUGAUGAUGAACAACAAUUGCUAGAAAAUAAAUGUCCUUUUAAUAGCUGGACUGUGGAUCAGCUCAAAUUAAAAUCAGAGAACCAGACAUUGUAUUUGAAAAGCAUUAUGGGCACUGGACAGACAGUUAGCAGGGUAGAAAAUGAAUAUGAAGAUUCACACAAAAAUGUGACUCAACAGACGGAGCAAAGCCUGCAAACCAUUUCAACAAAUGGACACUUGCCUCUCCAUGAACAAAAAGCUGGAGAAGAAUUGUCACUUUUGCAGGAUACAAAAAGCAAUAAAGCUAAUAAAUCGGUAGGAGUUGAUCUAUCUGUUUCAGCCCAAUCCCCAGAAACUGUUCAAGAUGCAGAUAUGCUUGGCAAAGGUGGUCUAAAGAGUGAAGAAGCCACUGAGUCAGUGAUACUUACAGUUAUACAAAACAAUCAUAAUUUCUCCAUGAUUUCUGAGAAUGGAGCUAAUAAUUUUACCACAGAGAAUUUUUAUAUGCCUGUGGCAAAGUCUGACAGUGUUGGAAUGACAGAUGUUUUUCUUAAUGCAACAGAGAUAAAUCAUGCCAAUACAUCUUUGUCAGCUGUUGAAUAUGAAAAUAUAGAUUCUAGUGUGGCAUAUACUCCCUUAGAAACAGGUGAUGCCAGCACUGAGGUGGCUGUGGUGCCUAUGGAUGAGACCCCUCUUAUCCUUGAAACUAAAUUUGACAGCUGCCAUCAUCUUGCCAAGAGAACUGAGAGUGAAACAUCAACCAGUUUAGAUGUUUUUCUUCCUCUCCUUGAAGACAAAACAAAGUCCCUUGAAUUAGAGAACUCAAGGCUUAGAAACAACACAGGAUCUGUAGCUAUGGACAAACCUAUUCCAUCACUUCUUAAAACAACAGAAGUUGUGAUAUCUGCACAAAAAAACAACCCAUUAGUCGAUGACAUAAGAAAUCAUACUGACGUGGAAAUGUCUUUUCCUGCUUUUGAAACUGAAGAGGGCAUCACAAUUGGUCUAUCUCCUGUAUCUUCUUCAAAAGACAUGCGCUUACCCAAGGGCUCUCCUCUUAUUACAGAACCAGAAGAAAACAGUUCUUCAUCAGUUUCUUCUCCACUACCUGCAUUGAUCAGUAACUCUUCAAUCUUUGAAGAUAACAAAAUCCUUUUGGACACUAUGUCUAAACCUGUGUUUAAUUCUGAAAAUCAGAGUUUGUUGGAGUCUUCAUGUUCUUUAGCUGAUAAACAGGAAAGACCUAAUCAGUCUGUGAGAUCUCCAGCUGUAAUUGAUUCUGCAGGGACUAACUUUGGUAAAAUAUGUUGUUCUGUCUCUAUAUGUGAAAAUAGCCGUGUUAUCUCAAAGUCAGAGGUCUAUGGACCUGGGAACCUUCUUGCUGCUGAAUCUGGGUAUGCAGAUCACAUUCCUGAUGCCUUUCUGGAAUCUGAAAACAUUUCUGAAACUAAAGUUACAUCUGACACUCUGGAAAUUGCUGUUGUUAGAAGUGAGAUUUUACCAUGCUCUGAAGAAAUGAAGGAUAUGUCUGGAUCUUGUUUGAUAGAUUCUUGCUGUCACCUGGUAAAAGAGGAUCUUUCUGUUUUUACAUUUGAAAAUGUAUAUACUUGCAAAUCUGCUUCUUCUACUACUUGCUUUAAAGACAUUGCAAAAUUUAGUUCUCCUACCUGUGAAACAACAGAUUUUGUCCUAGACAAAAUUCAUUUUAUUCCUAUUGGUUCUGAACAGAUAAAGGGCAAGGUUUCACCUGAACAUAAAUCAAAUACUCCACCCUCUGAAGCAACUUUGGAAACUACUUCCCCAGUCCCAUUUUUGUCUUCUGCUGCCUAUGAUGUGGAAGAUAUAGAACCUGUGAAGAUAGUAUUAGGAAUGUCUUUCAAUACACAGCAGAGCAAAGAGGUGCACAGAACUCCUUCAGGUCAAUUACAUCUUCACUAUCUUGCAGCUGCUACUUCAGAAAAUCCUGUUGAAAUGGAUGAUCAAGCAAUUACAACUUUGUUUACAAAAUCAAGCAGCCAGUUUUCCAAAGAACCAGUGAAAGAUGUUGCAACAGGAAAGCAAGUACAAAUUAAAUCCAAAGACUUAACUGUUUUGUUUAAAAAGGCUGAUGAAAUAGUUGAUGCAGUUCUGCAUUUAGCCAUAGAAGAAAUAAGAUCAAAGCCAGCUGCUGAUGUCUGUCAGACUAAUGACAUUAAGGACAAUUUGUUAGGGCCUAGCCUUCAAAAAGAUCAGAAAACUAGAAAAAUGCUGUCAGAAUCAAAAGAAAUACAGUCAAGGAAAUCAUCAAAAAAACAUUUUAAUGAGAGUUGUAUCAGAAAGCUUUCAGAAGUUAAAGGGAACAACACACUUGGCACAAAUAUUAAAGAUGAAAAAAUACCAUUGGACAUUAUUGAUAAAGUUGACCUACAUAGCUCAAUAGCACUAAAAGCAAAAGAAAUAGUUGAUGAUGUUAUUAGUGCAGCCAUACAAAAAGUGACAUAUAAUCAGCAUGAGCAGCAUCUGAGCAAGGGCAUUCUUCAAAAUACAGCCCUGUCUAACACUGAAGCAUCAAGGAGGCUUACUACUGACACUGAAUUAGCAGCUAAACUUCCGAAAAUAAUUGAACCCUUAAAUUUAAGUCCAGUAUAUGCAGCUUCAGUAUGCAAUAUGAUCAAUGAGGGUAAGGUAGCGAGUUCCUCAGCACCUUUGUAUAUUAAUAUUAAAGAAGACAACGAGGUAACAAAUGGAGACCUGAUACCAAGUAAGGUGUGUUCAUGCCAAAAAAAUGAAGAUGACUGGUCUGAUCCCACAGCUACACUAGAAUCCAGCCCUGCAGAAAUAGAUAAUAGCAAUAACAGUAAAGAUGCCAAUUGUGCUAUGUACAAGACAGUUUCUGGUGACAAAACUAAUAACUGGACAGCUGACAAUAAAUCUGAGUAUUCCUUAUAUGCAAUAAAUGGAGAUACUGUAAUGGCUGAAGAGCAAUUGCCACCAUGCCCAUUUGUGCCAGAGACCCUGCUACCUUCUACUUCAAAUGUUGAUACAUACACCUCACUUUCUGGAAAAUCUAAAGAUGAAUCUGACCCUUUAGGUUCACGUAGAAAUAAUGCAGUGAAGGAUCUUCCUGAAUACAUUUUUAAAGAGGGUGACUCUGUGAGGGUUGUAAGAGAGGAACUGUAUGAAAAAUAUUAUGAAAUAGACAGUGAAAAGGACUAUGGCAAAAUGAAGAAAGCUUACACAGCGGCACAGUAUGAUAAUAGAUUGGGUACCCAAUUCAGUGUAUCUGAAUCAUCCGUAGUGAACAGCUCAGCAAAGAUUGGCUUGAAGUCAGAUUUUUCCUGUAAGGAAGAAAUAGUAAUUGAGACAGGUUUAACUAUGGCUAAUGUGCUCAAGGAAUAUUAUCUAGAUGUUGAUUAUGAUCAUGGAAAUGGAGAGAAAUCCCCAAAGAUUUUUGCUUCUUCACCACCAGAAGAGUGGGAAGGCAACUCUUCCUUCACCAUUUUGUAUGAAGGUGCUCUUCAAGAUGAAAGUUACUUCUUUUCAACAGAAGAACCAGAGCAUCCCUUAUCAUUCCUUCCUGACCAAUUCCUGGAUAAUAGUCAAGAUCUUACAAUGUGUAAUACAGCAAAAGGCAAACUUGAGUUUGUCCAUCCUUGUGAACAAAGCAACCAAUUAAGCAAGAUGUUAGAUGAGGCUUGUUCAGAAUCAUUCAUAACAGCGGAAGCAAAGCGAUACAAGGUUUACCCCUUCUCUUUGUCUCCUAUAUAUGAAGAUGACAGUUCCCAAGAGGACUUGCUGUCUACUGACGUCUCACCAGAAGGUCAUCCGAUUGAAAAAUCAAGAGACAACCAACCCUUGUCAGUCUUAUCACUUCUUCAAUCAGUGUCUGAACGGUUAAAAUCUAGUAAUCAGUAUAAUGAAGAAGAGGAAGAGAAUAUUUGUGAAGAAAACAAACUAGAGGAUGAAAAAGAAGCAUAUAUUUCUAGUCAGAGACCAAACAGCUUAUAUACAGCAAUCUCAGAAAACAUUCAUGAGAGGAGACACUUGCAUUCUCUUUCUAAGGAAGCACUUAGCACAGAAGAGACCUUAUCUCUUAAUUCAAUGCAUUCAGCUCAGCUUUUACAAAAACCUAACGCUGACAUAAAUUCUUUUUCAAAGAGUAUGUACUAUGAAUGCUUCCAGAGUUCAAGAAGUUACUCAAGUGAGAAGGGAACCAGAUUUAGAAGCAUUUUGGGGCCAAAGGAUCAACAGCCUGAAAGUAGUGGUUUGCAAAAACUGGCAACUUUUCAAGUGUGUCCUGUUGACAGGGAAAGACUCAAAUGCAAUCCAAGACCAGGAAAAAUGGUUAUUUGUGAUGUUCAUGGCAACACAAAUGAAAUUUACCAAGAUGUGGUAGAUGCUACAGCCUGGGUGUUUUCAAAAGAAGCAUUGAUCAGAGUUGUUAGAGGAUGCUGGAUUUUGUAUGAGAAACCAGGAUUCCAGGGUCAGAAAUAUGUUCUAGAAGAAGGGGAGAAGAUGCUGAAUGAGCUAUUGAAUCCUCACAGUGAAAAACAUCAAGGAAACUCCAUAGUUGGUUCGAUCAGACAAGUAGCGAAGGAUUGUAGUGUUCCUGAGAUUGAGCUUUACCCACAAGAUGGCACAGAUCAUGGUCCUAUCUGCAUCCAAAGUGCAAUUACUAAUUUAGAAGAAAUGGAAGUCAAAACAUGUUCUUUUUCUGUGAAAGCAGGAGUAUGGCUUGCCUAUUCAGACAUUAAUUACAAAGGAGAGGUGAUGGUUUUGGAAGAAAAUCACAGCCCAUGUGAAAUUACAACAGCUGAUGUAAAAUCUCUUCAUCCAUUGAAAAUGGGUGGCCUAAAGGUUCAGAUGCCUAUGAAUGUUAAAAUGAUAAUAUAUGAGAGACCAUAUUUUGGAGGAUGGCAUAAAGAGCUUUCUGAAAAUACUGAUUGUUUUCCAACACUUUUUGAAAAUGCUGAUGAUUUUCAGGGAAUUGGAUCUAUACGUAUAAUUGGUGGAAUAUGGGUUGCUUAUGAUAAGGAACGAUAUAAAGGCCAGCAGUACCUGUUGGAGGAAGGAGAAUAUGAAGAUUGGAAAGCUUGGGGUGGAGUGAACAGUGUGCUGCUAUCUUUUCGAUUUUUGCAAGCUGAUUUUAUGGAGUCUGACGUAACACUUUUUGAAACUGAAGAGGAAAAUGGCAAGUUGUUGGACAUUGUCAAUCAAGAAGUUCCUGAUUUGGAACAGGCUGGGUUUGGAGUAGUGACAAGAUCAGUAAAUGUGAAGAGUGGAGUGUGGGUCGCCUAUCAGCAGAAGUACUUCUGUGGAGAAAAGUAUAUAUUGGAGAAAGGAAAAUAUAAAUGUUUUUUUGACUGGGGAGGAUCUAGUGAAACUAUUAUGUCAAUUCGUCCAAUUAAGUUGGAACCACUAGGAAGUCAUGAACCUGUACACUGGAUUAAAGCUUUCAGUAAUGCUCAUUUCCAAGGAUCAUGUAUAGACAUUACAACAAAGGUUGAUGAUUUUGUAUCAUUCACACCUUGUUCUUUUAAGGUUCUUCGGGGAUGUUGGUUACUACAUUAUCAGGGGAAAACUGAUGCUGAUCAGUGUGUGCUGGAAGAGGACCUCUAUACUGACCUUGCUUCCUGUGGUUGUCCACCAGCUGCAAUCAAGUCCCUUAAGCCUCUUGAAUAUGUUUUUGCUGAGCCCUUCAUCAGUCUUUUUGCUUUGGACAAUUGUGAAGGGAGAGAGCUGCACUUGCAAGAAGCUGUCAGUUCAGUUCUGAAUAAGGACCUUCAUUUUCUUAUCCAGUCUGUGUGGGUAAGAAGUGGACUGUGGAUUGCAUACGAAGGAUGUAAUUUCUUAGGGAACCAACUUCUACUUGAACCCAGCAAGAUUUCAAACUGGACUCAAUAUAGUGGCUGGAAAGUAAUUGGCUCCCUUCGCCCUGUAAAGCAGCCAGCAGUAUACUUUAGAAUAAAAAACAGAUACCAAGAUAAAUACUUGACGGUUGCUGGAAAUCUAAUGGAUGCAAGAGCUACAUCAGUAUGUCUUUCCCCAUUAAAUGGCAAGUCUACUCAGAUCUGGCGCUACAGGUCUGGACUCAUCAAGUCCAAGGUGAAUGAUGCUUGUCUUGAUGUCAUUGGAGGCAGAGAUGUUCCUGGAGCUAAAGUAGCAUUGUGGGUAGAGCAUGGGAAGGCAAGACAGAAGUGGAUGCUCAGCAAGGACGGGACCAUCAACUCAUACCUCAAUGACCAACUUGUUCUUGAUAUCAAAGGAGGGUAUUAUUAUGACAGGAACUACAUUGUUGUAAACCGGCUUGACACCAGUGAAUGCACACAGAGAUGGGACUAUGAAAUAUUGUGAGUGUGUCUCACUCCACUAUAUUUAAAAAUAUGGACCAACGUGGGCUGAAAACACUAUUGAACAAACUACUGAAGUCAUACAGCACUGGGACAUAGUAUAGAAUGUGUCAGACUUUGGUAGGCAGGGAAUCUAAACUUGUCAAAUGUUUUAAGUAGGCAAUGGAAAGCUAAUCUUAUAUUUUCUAGUUUACACCUAUGGACAGAUACGCUACACAGGAGCAAUGGCAUAUUCAGCAGUGUCCUAUUAAGGCUUAACAACCAAUACUAUAGGCUACAGUGGUGAUUAUACAAAUGUUCUCUACUUAAUCAUUUUUUGUUUCUGUAAAAAAAUCUAGUUUUUCAACCUCUUUUCCUCAUGUAAGAGCUAAAAGACAACAAGUUAACAUUUGAACUGAAAUGCAUCUCUUACAGUUUUAAUUUGCAGGUGGAAGUUUUUUAAUUAUUGCAGUAUUUUCCCCACUGGUGUAUAGAACUGCAUCCUAGGCCACAGCAAACAGAAAAAAGGGGGCGAGAGAAAUUUAGAUCAGGAAAACAGCAUGCAGGGUGAGAAGGAUUAAAGCACUGUUACUCCCAUCCAGUUCAGGGGCCCCAUGCCAUUGCUUUUAAAUAAAAAAAUAUAUAUAUGGUGUAAGAGCAGUUCAUCUAUUGUCCAUGUAAGGUGUAUUUUGACCCGGAGUGAUUCUUGUAGUGUUUUCCACCUGAUAAUUGUAGCUGAAUGUAUAAAACUGCUGUCAUUAAUGUUAUCACAAGUAACAACAGGGAGGUAAAAGCUCUACCCAAAAUAAGUCACAAUCCAGCCAUAGUUAAGCACUUUAAUCUCACUAAUUUUUAAUUAGGGAGAUUUAAGCAUAUGCUUAGUUAUGUUAGUCAUUAAUUUUGGCUGGAUUGUGCCCUGUUUUUUCUUCCAUCUGUGAUUAUUCCUCAAUAAAUUAAAUAAUUAAAACUAGAACACCAAAAGCAGUCACAUAAACUUAUUUCCAUUCUGUAGCAAAGUUCAUCCACCAGAUGAUAGUGCUGAAUGAAUCAUGUUCACAUAUCUGUAUAGUUUUACUUAUGCAAGUUCUAAAAAAAACUUUCAAGAAAAAUCCAAAAUUUGUUCAUAGCUCCUAGUGUAAAGGGAUAUGAGAAUUCCAGAAGAUAAAUUCAGACUUUGCAUCCUGAGAGGUCAUUUCUACCUUUCAUUACUGCACCCGUGAUAGGCAUUGUUUUACACAACUCAAGAUUUAAAUUGUGGUUUAAAACUAGUUCACAAUCUUAACACUGCAAGUGUUACUUGCAGUUGUCCACCCCAGUUCUAAGUAACACAUGUGGAACAGUCAGGUCUGUAUGCCUGAAGCCCUUUUAUUCAAAAUCUUUCUGAGUGGCUGCUUUGCCAGGGAAGGGGAAGGAUUGGGGACUGAAUUUAGCACAAUUUUAACCAUUUUAAAGGACUUUAGAUAUGCCACAUCACCUGUUGUUGGAAAGGGAAACCACAUACAGUAUUCAGGGUCUGUUUGCACAUAUGGUUUUCCAGGCACCUGUGUUACGCACUUGGAAACUGAAUCGGGGCACUUGUGGUCAGUACUGUUAAAAAAAAAGUGAUUUCUUAAAUAUAUUUUUGGAAACAAAUGAAAAUCAACAUUGCUUAGCUAAAACCAAAAGGUGCAAAGAUUUCCCUUCUUUUUACAGUUGCAUAAUUAUGGUGUGAAGUCAAAGAAAAGAAAAAACGCAAGGCUGCAAAUUUAUCUCUAGAAAAAAAUAAAAUCUUAGAAAAUCUCUAUUUUUAUAUGAAGAUAUGGCAUUCUUAAUUUAUUAAAAUCUACCUAAGGACUUGAUCCACAACUCAGCUGCAUUGUGCCACUAACCACGACACACAUGCAGUCUGGAGAUACAGAGCCCCACAGGCCCUGCAGCAUCUGUCAUUGGUUUCAACAGCUGAUAUAUUACAGGGCACCCUGGGCUUCUGGGCACAAACUGUUGCAGUAGAGCACAUCAAUAACAACAAUCUCAUUAGCUGUUGUAAUCUUUGGAUCCUAAAGGAAACCUAGUUUUGCUAGAGCUAAGGAAGCUAUGCAAGCUGAAAUGCUGAAUGUGUGUUUGGAUUGCAUCCUAAUAGCACUUUAGUUUGUAAAAUAAAUCAUGUAUUUACUUUUUGCCUCUUAUAUAUAUAUAUAUAAUUAGGAUCUUUAGGUGUAUUUUCAUCUGAAGCACUUAUUUAAUAGACAGAAUUUCUAUGUUAUACUAUAUAACAAACAAUUCUUGGCUACAUUAAUAUUAUACCUUUUUUUAAAAAAUGUGCUUUCAAGCCUAUGUAAAAUCCAGUCAUACUCAAUACGAUCGUCUCAUCUGGUAUAUCAGUGUUAUGCAACUAUGGCUACCAUCGAAAACCCACUUAUUAGAAAGUAAACCUAAUUGGCCAGAGUAACCAUGAAUAGAACACAAUUAAAUGCAGCAGAUUUUUAGAAAAUGAUCUACUCCUGCCACAGGCACAGCUCCCACAAGUAAAGGAUUUCUAGAUGAUUCUCUGAAACACCAGUAAUUUCGUUGGUCAAGGUGGUAUUGGGGACCAACACAGAGCUCUGUUCAGCCUGUGGGAGUAUUUCCAUACAAAAGGCUUGUACCCACAAAAAGACUGAAACUUGGCCAUAGAGUUUAGUGGAACAUUGUGACUGGAAUCUAUGUACAAAUAUUUGUAUUGUAUAAUAUAGUGCUGAAUGGAAGAGGGAAGGAUUGCCUUUAGCCUGUUCAUGGUGUAUUUAUCUCAAACUGCAAUAAACUUUUUUAAAAAUAUGCAAGGGCAAUUUUCUCCUAAAACUUAGAAUGCCAGUUAUCACAUUUUGUCCAAAAGUGGCCUUCAAUGUAGUGUAUAUAGAUAUUUCUC